Eruca vesicaria subsp. sativa (arugula) is the source of this 276-nucleotide messenger RNA. The record is from the annotation of a GenBank genome assembly. NCBI's taxonomy places the organism in Eukaryota, Viridiplantae, Streptophyta, Magnoliopsida, Brassicales, Brassicaceae.
AUGGGUUCUACCAAAACUUUCAUGACUUGCUUACUCGUACUAACAUUAGCAGUUUCGUUGUCUAAUCUUAACGUUCUGGUUUCAGGUAAACUACAAAAACACGGGACCGGUGCAGAGACAGAAAAAUUCUCAUAUGAGAACUGCUAUGCCCUGUGUACAGAUAGCUACGAUUGGUGGGAAUGUCAAAAUGACUGUGCUCAUAAGGGCUACCAUACUGGAGAAUGUGCUUCCCCUUCUCCUAAAGUGCCUAAGAAAUGUUGUUGUCAAAAGUUUUGA